AUGUUACGAUUUAUUGGAAUAAAAAUAAAUAAUGCAUAAACUUUAAUUCAAGGUACUAUAGCGUAUAAUCAAUCAAUUGUGUCUCAGAUUCCAAUACCCAAUUUGUUAAUCGUGACAGCACAUCAAAUUGUUUAGAAGCGUAACAAUAAACUGUAAAAAUUACAAAAAUUACCUGUUAACAACGUGGCAGCCACCAAUAAUUAUAGAAUAUUAUUCAAUACUACUUAAAAUAUUGAGUAUUUCUGUUAUUUUUAAUAGUUUAUCAUCUGAAAUUGAAGAAUAUGAAAAUAAAAUAAUAAGUUGGGAAACUUCAGAACAUAAUAUUUAUACUAAUUCUAAUGUAUCUUCUUAAAAAAUGAAACCAGUUAUAAAAAGAUAAAUGAACUAUCUUAACACAUCCAAUUCUAUCAAUUAGUUAUAUUAUUAAUAAAAUGAUAAAGAUAUUUCUAUGAUAAUAAAAGAUAUAAAUAAAUUUACAAAUCGAUAAUUGAUGAAAUUAUCACCAAAGAAAAUGUUAAUUAAUAAAUAAAAUGAUAAAAUUAAUGGAAAUUAAUUUAAUAAUAAAAAUGUUAUCAUACCAAAAUUAUUAAUACCCUAAAUUUCUCAUAAUAAAAUCAAUUUUCAACAAUUAUUAAACUAAUAUGAUUAAAUUAUGUCAUAAAGAAAUUGUUAAACUGAAAGAUAAUAGAAAGGGAAAUCAAAAGAAAAAAGUAAAGUUUAAUUGGAUGUUUAUUAAGUAUAGCAUUUUAUUUAAGAAUUAUUAGAUUAAGAAUAAAUAGUAAUAAUCAAUUUAUUCUGUUCCAAGUUCUUCUAAUUUUUAAGGUAAAGGAAUAAGUACAUGUUCUGCAUCAAUUUUAUUGAAAUCUCUUUCAAAAAAGUCUAUGGAUAAAUCUCCUAUGGCAUCACGCAAAUUAGAAAUAAAAUAAAACCUUACGAAAUUAAUAAAUUAACAAGAAAGAGAUUUGGGAUUUUAUACCUAAAGAUGA
Paramecium primaurelia is the source of this 986-nucleotide messenger RNA. The record is from the annotation of a GenBank genome assembly. NCBI's taxonomy places the organism in Eukaryota, Ciliophora, Oligohymenophorea, Peniculida, Parameciidae.